UUGAGUGUUCCUUGUUACUCGUGAAGUCGACUCGAUAACGGCGCGGUUGGAUUUCGUUUAGUGUUGCUCAUUGUUUGAUUUUUUUUGGGGAAAAACAAAAGUGUAGAGACAGAUCGAAUUCAGAAGUUGGUUUGGGACAAUGAAAUUUGUGAUAGUGUUGAGUGUGGUGGCUGCGGCCUUAGCUGCGCCUGAAGGAUACCACUAUGAGGCUCCAGGAGUGACCAGCACCCUGUACUUCCCAUCGGCUCCCAGUUACUCGGCGGAAGUUGCGGAUGAUUGUGAAGAACCGGCUCCACUGCCGAUAGUGAACAUUGAACAUAAGCCACAUGCGUCCUCGUACAGUCAUCAUCAGCAAACGUCGCACGUGUACACUGCCCCAGUGAAAACUUCCUCCCACGUGUAUACUGCCCCAGUGAAAACCGUUUCCCAACAAGUGUAUACAGCCCCAGUGCAAACUACUUCUCACGUGUACACUGCCCCAGUCAAAUCUACCGUAGUUCAGCCCCUGAAAACUGUUGUGUCCUACGAAAAGGAGCAAAGCCAUUCUUACCAAAAUCAGCACGCCAGUUCCUACAGUUCUCAAUCGUCUCUACGAUCCGGAGGAUGGGAAGAAUCUAGCUCCCUUCAUGCUGGACAAUCCUCCCAGGCUGACAUCUGGGGAUCCGCCAAUCUCGAUAACCAUCAUCAUCAUCACCACCAUCAUGAAUCUAGCGCUGCUUGGGUUAAGCCUCAGCACCACGUCGAAGAAGUUUAUAAACACGUGUACGUCCAUUUGCCGCCAGAGGACAAGGAAGAAUACGAACCACCACGCAUCAUCCAGCCCCCGGCUCACAAGCAGAAGCACUACAAGAUCAUCUUCAUCAAGGCUCCAACCCCACCAAAACCGAAAUCUGUCGUCGUCCCACCACAGCCCCAGAACGAAGAAAAGACUGUCGUCUACGUGCUGCACCAGAAGCCAGAAUCCCAGCAGGAAGUGAUCGUCCAGAAACCAGAACCAGCCAAGCAAAACAAACCGGAAGUCUUCUUCAUCAAGUACAAGAACAACAAAAAGGAAGAGAAACACGUUCAUCACCACAUCGCCUCAACCGUUGCUCCAAUCUCCUACGUCAGCAGCACCGCCGCACCCGCCAUCUCCUACACCACCGGAAACAGCGUCAAGGUCCUCGAAUCGGAAUACUCCGGGAACAGUUACUCCUCCUCCGGAAACAGCUUCUCCAGCAGCGGCGCCGAGAGCUACGUCGAUUUCGGAAACAGCGACUUCUCCAGCUUCGGUAACUCCGGCCUCGGAAUCAUCAACGUCGACGCCGGCCACUACUCCUCCGGCAUCCAGAGCACCACCGCCGCCCCGGUUCUCGUCUCCACGACCGGUUCCUACGUCAGCUCAACCCCUCACAGCAUCGUGAGCAGCACUCUAGGAAGCGUCGGCCAUGUGGCCAUCAAAAAUAGCGGCCUCAGCGGCUUCUCCAGCCGAUCCAGCGCUAGCCAAAGCAGCAGCAGCAGCACAACCGUGGCCCCCAAGAAGAAGUGCCGCCGCUGUGCCAGCACCACCAGCGCACCUCUUCAGGUGCACGAGAACGCCUACGUCUCGAACGUCUUCUAGACUCGCUCAGCAGAAGACGACACGGAGAGAUUGAGGGAGACAUUUAGUAAUCAUUAUUUACUGUUAGUAAGUGGUUUCAAUAAAUUGAUUAGUUAAUAAAAA
Molecule: messenger RNA, 1702 nt
Organism: Uranotaenia lowii
Lineage: Eukaryota; Metazoa; Arthropoda; Insecta; Diptera; Culicidae
Exons: 1
Coding region: 140-1600 (486 amino acids)
Source: RefSeq, a predicted model, not a curated record